AUGUUUUCUACAAAUAUAUGGAUUCCGUUAAAGUUUUCUAAAAAAAAUACUUAUUUUAGUAAUUUUCUAUGUUUUAAAUUAUUUAACAAAUCAAUAAAUACCCCCUUUUGUAGAAUCAUUAUCCACGGUUGGAUGAGUCAAUCUCGCGGAUCGUUUAAUCGUGACAUUAAAAACGCUUACCUCCAGAAAGGUGACUUUAACGUAAUCAUAGCUGAUUGGAGUUCACAUGCUGCCAAUAUCAACUACUUCCAUGUAGUUAGACUAAUCGAAACCUUUGGAGCGCACUUGGCCAGAUUCACCAAUUAUUUAGCUGAAAAAGCUGACAUUAAAUACGAUGACAUAUAUCUUAUUGGCCACUCUUUGGGUGCUCAAAUAGCUGGAGCUGCUGGCAAACGUAGUUGGCCUAAUCGUUAUAAUACCAUAUUUGCCUUAGACCCUGCUGGACCAAAAUUUCGCAAGAAGAGUACCGAUUUUCGCAUAGAUCCUACAGAUGCCAAAUAUGUGGAGAGUAUACAGACCAGCCGUAAUUUGGGUUUCUUAGAACCGACCGGUAAUGCCACUUUUUAUCCCAACUUUGGAAGUUAUCAGAAAAAAUGCUAUUAUGUAGGCUGUUCUCAUAUAAGAGCAUAUAAAAUGUUUGUGGAAUCGUUAAAUUCUCCUUUGGGCUUUUAUGGUAUAAGAUGUUUGAGUCGUAAGCCAGAAUGGGAUUGUGAUGAUACACUAGAAUAUCGUAUGGGAGGAGAACCUUCUAUACCAAAAAGUGGUAUCUUUUAUGUGGAUACAAAUGCCAAAGAGCCUUUUGCUUUGGGUAGAUCUAAUACGGAAACAUAGAGAUUCGAAAAAUUUAGGAAGAUAGUUAUUUAAUUAUAGCUAAAGUACCUGAUUUUACAAAUAUUUAAUAUUAUUUAUUAAAACUAUUUAUGUUAGUUGUAUUGUUAAUUGUAUGUAUUUAUUACUCCAAGAUCUCUUAAAAAUUAUUUUUUU
Molecule: messenger RNA, 984 nt
Organism: Lucilia cuprina (Australian sheep blowfly)
Lineage: Eukaryota; Metazoa; Arthropoda; Insecta; Diptera; Calliphoridae
Product: phospholipase A1 2
Exons: 2
Coding region: 1-831 (276 amino acids)
Biological process (GO): lipid metabolic process
Molecular function (GO): lipase activity
Source: RefSeq, a predicted model, not a curated record